Erigeron canadensis is the source of this 3776-nucleotide messenger RNA. RefSeq names its product cellulose synthase A catalytic subunit 2 [UDP-forming]-like. Lineage: Eukaryota; Viridiplantae; Streptophyta; Magnoliopsida; Asterales; Asteraceae. The transcript is spliced from 15 exons. The record is from RefSeq and is a predicted model, not a curated record. Gene Ontology annotation, cellular component: plasma membrane; trans-Golgi network. Bases 58 to 3480 code for a protein of 1140 amino acids. Gene Ontology annotation, molecular function: cellulose synthase (UDP-forming) activity. Gene Ontology annotation, biological process: cellulose biosynthetic process; plant-type primary cell wall biogenesis.
GUUUUAUCUAUGUUUUGUGUAAGUGUGUGAAUUAUUUGUGUGUGUUUUGUUGAGACAAUGGAUACCCAUGGAAGGCUAAUUGCUGGUUCACACAACAGAAAUGAGUUUAUUCUAAUCAAUGCUGAUGAAUAUGCAAAGGUGAAUUCUGUAACAGAAUUAAGUGGUCAGAUAUGUCAGAUUUGUGGGGAUGAGAUCGAAAUGACUGUUGAAACUACUUAUCCAUGUGCCCAAAAGCCCGCCCACCUAGUCUAUGAGCCAUUUGUGGCUUGCAACGAAUGUGCAUUUCCUAUAUGCAGACCUUGCUAUGAAUAUGAAAGAAGGGAUGGUAAUCAAGCUUGCCCACAAUGCAAAACCAGAUUCAAAAGAAUCAAAGGGAGUCCAAGAGUUGAUGGCGAUGAAGAAGAGGAUGGAUUUGAUGAUUUGGCUAACGAAUUUGAUCUCCGAAACAAUGACAGGAGAAAUCCUCAUAGUCUUUAUGAAUACUCUUCACACAUAAAUAUUGAUGCUUCAAAUAUUUCUGUCUUUGCCACCGCAUCUGAAGUAGAUGGUGCUGCUCCUAGUCAUGAGAUGCCUCUUCUUACUUAUGGUCAAGAGGAUGAUGAUAGUCAUGCUUUAAUCAUCCCGCCAUUCAUGGGGCGUUCGAAACGAGUUCAUCCUACACAGUGUUUUGAUACCGCUUCGUCAGUCUCUUUAACAAUGGACCCAAAGAAAGAUAUAGCAGUUUAUGGGUAUGGAACGGUUGCAUGGAAGGAUAGAAUGGAGGAAUGGAGGAAAAGACAGGCCGAUAAACUUCAGAUAAUGAAGCACCAGGGGAAUGAUGGUGGUGGCGGGCAUGAUGGUGAUCUAGAUGAUGAAGAUUUGCCCAUGAUGGAUGAGGGAAGGCAACCACUGUCAAGGAAGCUGCCGAUUCCUUCAAGCAAGAUAAAUCCGUAUAGAAUGGUGAUUUUAAUGCGUAUGGUGAUUCUUGGUCUUUUCUUCCAUUAUAGAAUCCUUCAUCCUGUAAAUGAUGCAUAUGGAUUGUGGCUCACUUCAGUUAUCUGUGAGAUAUGGUUUGCUGUUUCAUGGAUCUUAGAUCAGUUUCCGAAAUGGCUUCCUAUUGAGCGUGAAACAUACUUGGACCGAUUAUCAUUAAGGUAUGAGAAAGAAGGGAAGGCUUCUGAGCUAGCUCCUAUAGAUGUCUAUGUGAGCACAGUGGAUCCAUUAAAAGAACCACCACUCAUCACUGCAAACACGGUUUUAUCUAUAUUGGCGGUGGAUUAUCCUGUGGAUAAAGUUGCCUGCUAUGUUUCUGAUGAUGGUGCUGCCAUGCUUACAUUUGAAGCACUCUCAGAAACAUCUGAAUUUGCAAGAAAGUGGGUCCCUUUCUGCAAGAAAUUUAAUAUAGAACCACGUGCUCCUGAGUGGUAUUUUGCUGAGAAGGUUGAUUAUCUUAAAGAUAAAGUACAUCCUGCAUUUGUCUGUGAACGCCGUGCUAUGAAGAGAGAUUACGAGGAGUUUAAGGUACGGAUAAAUGGGCUUGUGUCCAUGGCACAAAAGGUUCCUGAAGAUGGAUGGACUAUGCAGGACGGGACUCCGUGGCCCGGAAAUAACGUUAGGGAUCAUCCUGGAAUGAUUCAGGUUUUCUUAGGGAAUGAUGGUGUUCGAGAUGUUGAAGGAAACGAAUUACCACCCCUUGUUUAUGUUUCUCGAGAGAAAAGGCCUGGAUUUGACCACCACAAGAAAGCGGGUGCAAUGAAUGCUCUCAUCCGAGUCUCUGCUGUUAUUACAAAUGCACCUUACAUGCUCAAUGUAGAUUGUGAUCACUAUAUAAAUAAUAGUAAAGCUCUCCGGGAGUCUAUGUGCUUCAUGAUGGACCCUAUAUCCGGAAAGAAAAUUUGCUACGUUCAAUUUCCUCAAAGAUUUGAUGGGAUUGAUCGGCAUGAUAGAUACUCAAAUCGCAACGUUGUCUUCUUUGAUAUUAAUAUGAAAGGGCUGGACGGGAUCCAAGGACCGAUAUAUGUUGGAACCGGAUGUGUUUUCAGGAGACAGGCAUUGUAUGGUUUCGAUGCGCCAGUUAGAAUGAAACCUCCUGGAAAAACAUGCAAUUGCUUGCCUCAAUGGUGUUUGUGUUGUUUCUCAUCAAGAAAGAAGAAAAUCAAGGGAAAUGCAAAAAAGAAAACUAAAAAGAUGAAGAAGAUGAUGGAAAGUUCAAUACAAAAACACUCACAAAACAUCGAAGAAGGGAAUGCUAAAAAGAAAAUGAAAAAGAUGAAGAAAAUAAUGGACACUUCAACUCAAAUACAUGCACUAGAGAAUAUCGAAGAGGGGAUUGAAGGAAUAGAUAGUGAAAGAUCAUUGCUCAUGCCUCACAUAAUGCCUGAAGAUAAAUCAUUGCCCAUUUCUCAGAUAAAAUUGGAAAAGAAAUUUGGGCAGUCUCCUGUGUUUAUUGCUUCGACCCUUAUAGAAGACGGUGGUGUUCUUCCUGGGGCAUCGUCUGCAUCGCUCUUGAAAGAAGCUAUUCAUGUCAUAAGUUGUGGUUAUGAAGAUAAAACUGAAUGGGGAAAAGAGGUUGGAUGGAUAUAUGGUUCAGUCACGGAGGAUAUCUUGACGGGGUUUAAGAUGCAUUGUCAUGGGUGGAGAUCAGUGUAUUGCAUUCCCAAGAGGCCCGCAUUUAAGGGUUCGGCACCAAUUAAUCUUUCCGAUCGUCUUCACCAAGUUCUUAGGUGGGCUCUUGGGUCAGUUGAAAUUUUGUUGAGUAAGCAUUGUCCUAUAUGGUAUGGUUAUGGGUGCGGUUUGAAGCCUUUGGAGAGGCUUUCAUAUAUAAACUCUGUUGUCUAUCCAUUGACGUCUGUUCCAUUGGUUGCUUACUGCACGCUUCCGGCUGUUUGUCUCCUCAGCGGGAAAUUCAUUGUUCCAGAGAUAAGCAAUUAUGCUAGCAUUAUCUUCAUGCUCAUGUUUUUAUCAAUUGCCAUAACAAGUGUCUUAGAGAUACAAUGGGGUGGAGUUGGUAUAGACGACUUUUGGAGAAACGAGCAAUUUUGGGUAAUCGGUGGUGUCUCCUCUCAUCUAUUUGCUCUAUUUCAAGGUCUACUAAAAGUUUUGGCUGGCGUCAAUACAAACUUCACUGUUACCUCAAAAGGUGGUGAUGAUGGAGAUUUUGCCGAGCUCUAUAUCUUCAAGUGGACCAGUCUUUUGAUCCCACCAUUGACUUUAUUAGCCUUUAAUGUCAUCGGUGUAGUUAUCGGGAUCUCUGACGCAAUCAACAAUGGGUACGAAUCGUGGGGUCCACUUUUUGGGAAACUUUUUUUCGCGAUAUGGGUCAUUCUUCAUCUCUACCCUUUCCUCAAGGGUGUAAUGGGAAAACAAAGGACUGUUCCCACCAUAAUACUCGUAUGGACAAUCCUUUUAUCUUCGAUUCUGACAUUAGUGUGGGUUCGGUCCAACCCAUUUGUUAGUAAAGACGGCCUAGUAUUGGACCCUUGCGGGUUAGACUGUAACUGAGUAUGAUAGUCAAAUGGUCUUUCAGGCAGUUCUGAAGUAGUAUUAUUAUAGAGAAGUUGGUUAGUUUUUGUAGAUACAAAACAGGCAGGUGAUUUUGUGGUAGAUUGAGAGUUCACUUUUUGGGGUCAUGAUUUUAGUUGAUUCUUAUUAUAUAAAGGUUUGGGGAGUCUUGUGAGGAUUAAGGGAUGGAUUUCAGAAAUCUUAUCUGUUUGUAAUCCCAGAAGAACAUAGAUUGAUUAGUCAUUUUAUUAUUAUUUUAUAAUGUUCCUCUUUUAUAAAAUUUAGUUGAAAAUGUA